Lampris incognitus (smalleye Pacific opah) is the source of this 2120-nucleotide messenger RNA. RefSeq lists its product as uncharacterized. Bases 4 to 795 code for a protein of 263 amino acids. Lineage: Eukaryota; Metazoa; Chordata; Actinopteri; Lampriformes; Lampridae. The record is from RefSeq and is a predicted model, not a curated record. The transcript is spliced from 4 exons.
GCCAUGGCCGCUUCCAUCGCGCUGAUACAAGGAGCGAGCAGAGGACUCGGACUUGAGUUCUGCAGACACAUCCUGAGGAGCAGGACACCCGCCGCUGUUAUAGCGACGUGUCGAGACCCGGACGGCGCGGCCGGGCUGCUCGACUUGGCCGCCCGACACGCCGGACGGCUGAUGGUCCUCAAACUGGACGUGAACAGAGAGGAGGAGGUUCGGGGAGCGGCAGCGCAGGUGAAGGAGAAAUUCGGCAAAGUGGAUCUGAUGAUCAACUCCUCUGCCAUGCUUCACCCCUCCGGCAAGGGGGAGACCAGCCUGAGAGACGUCUCUGCGGAGGGUUUAAUUUCCACCUUCACCACCAACACCGUGGGGCCCCUAGUGAUGGCCAAGUACUUUGCCCCCCUCCUUCAGCAAGGUGGGGGGGCGUUUGGCCAGCAGCCCCCAGAGAAAGCCAAGCAGCACAGUGGGGUUAUUGUCAGCAUUACAGCUAAGGUGGGCUCCAUCGGAGACAAUGCUCUUGGUGGUUGGUACAGUUACAGAAUGUCCAAAGCAGCUCUCAACAUGGCCACCAGGAACCUGUCUAUUGAACUGGGACGCAGUCGGCCCAAGGUGGUGUGUGUGUCCCUACACCCGGGCACGGUGAAUACUGACCUCUCCCGCCCCUACCACAAGAAUGUGCCAAAGGACAAGCUCUUUAGUACUGAACACUCAGUCACCUGUCUGAUGAGGAUCAUAGACACACUCAACAUGGACAAGACCGGCAAAGCUUACAACUGGGAUGGGACUGAAUUGCCUUGGUAGAAUUAAUAGACAAAUCAACAAAUGGAUGAAUUCCCAGUGGAGACACAGACUCAGCGAAUGGACAUUUAAACACACACAAAUGACAUUUACAUGUUAUUACCUCCAUUGGUUGUAAGUAGAUGGACAGUCGGACAGAUCUGCCACCUCAUCAACUAAGCUCAAAUAAUUUUGAAUAUCUGCUGCUUCUCUAUAAAGCCAUUUUAACAUUGGCAGAAGAUGUAAUGCCUUCAUCUAUCUCUGUCAAUUUGCAACAAUCAGCAGGAAAUGCUCCCUUUUUAUUUGUUACAGGAUUGCUUUUUGUAAACAAUAGUUUGAGGGUUUUUUUCCCCCUACAACAUCUGUGGAAGAAGAUGUAGUUUACCUGGGAGAGUUAAAUGUUUGGGAAUCUAUCAAUGCAAGAACUGAAACCCUGAAACAGGCUUCUCAACAUAGCAUAUCUGGUGAACAAGCGGACACCAUUUUCUAGGUCUGUUCCCUUCUGUUUCUAAUUAUCAGGGAUGGUUCUCAGGAGGCAUCUUUCUUUAAAUGUUCUUUGCCUACCAGAUAAGAUGUUUUUGUCUUUGGGAAUAACUUGCUAAAGGAAUCCAAAAUUAGACCUUUUUAAACUGUUUUUUUCCACCCAGAGAAGGCUUUGUGAACACCAUUGAAUUUUUCAGCUAAACCUCCUCCAGGUUUAGACUUCUUCACAGGGGAAUUGCCUUUUUGGACCACAGUCUCCUACUGCUGACCCUGAUCAGCUCCAUGAGAGUAGCUGAAUGUUAAAUGUCUUGCUCAGAAAACACUGAAGUAUUUUGAAGAAGAGAGAAUGAGGUUGUUAUUUCUCAAUCCAGACUUUGGAGAACAGGGAGUAGAACCGGCAACCUUCUGGUCACAACCUUGUUUCUCUGGCAACUGUUGUUCUUUCUGAAUUUGCAGUGUGGUGUGAUAUAAAAAUUAAUUUAUCUGUGGAUAAUGUUAAAACUCUUUUUAUUAAGUGGAGAAUAUUGAUUACCGCCUUAUCAACUGCCUUAAUUAUCAGUUUCUCACAGUUUGGUGAUCAAAAAUCACCGACUUCCUCAUGGAAACGCUGAAUCAAUAAGUUGUCUGAGACUGUCGUCACAAAUGUUUGUCCUUUCAAAAACCAGCUGUGUUUAGGAGGGAAUGACUGUGCAUGAUUUAUUAGAGAGAAGUCUUACAAAUAGAUUGGUGUCACACGAAUGACUUCUUUGACAAACCAGUUUGUUUUUAUUUUUGCAGGGAUCAAUAAAUGUAUUCGACGGAUCCCCUAUUGUUAUCUGUCCAAGAUGUCUUGGUAAACUCCAUAGCCUAUAAUAAAUAAAUAAUGC